GCAGUGACCGGGAGAGGUGGGUGGUGCGCUGGCUGUAUUGCGCUCCUCUCUCCGAACGCAUGUCCGUAAUCUGUCCGUAGUUUCCACUGCAAAUCAACCAUUUGUGUUCGAUCGACCUCCCCAAUCAUCUAGAGAGAUCGAGGUGAAUGAGGAGGGGGAAUUGGUCUUGUUUUCAUGACUGGCGUUUGCAGAACGUCUCGAUCUCAUGAACUGUAUCGGUAGUCUAAAAUAUGUCUCAUCAUGUCACCGUAUCAGAAGAUCCACAAUCACACCGAUGCUGCGCAUUUUGCCGCAAACUUCUGUUGCUUCUAAUAGUCUUUCAUGUACAUCCGCGUUCCAGCUCGUCGGACUUCACUGUCGAUCAACGCUUCUGCUCGGAUCCCGGUAUCCCUCUGCAUGGACACCGGACCCCAGUUUCCGGAGUGUUCUUUGAAGGUGCUGUGGCCCGAUUCUCCUGCUCAGAGGGGUUCUGGCUCCGGGGACCAACAAAGUUGGUGUGCAUACGGCAUCAUUCUGGGUCCAUGGUCUGGAAGCCAAAUGAUAGACCACUAUGUCUUACAGAAGCAUGUCAGGUUCCACACAUAGCAGAUGCCGAGGUUCAGAAUCAAACCUACAGACCCGGCGAUCAGCUGAGUGUCAGCUGCCAUGAGGGCUUCCAGAUCCGGUACCCAGACACAGACAUGAUGCACUCAGUCUGCCAGGAGGAUGGGAGCUGGGACAACCUACCCACCUGUCAAGGCUGCCUGAGCCCUAUGGUUCCCCCCCAUAGCUAUGUGAACAUCUCAGAGGCAGAGUCUUCCCUGCCAGUGGGGGCAGUAGUGCGCUACCAGUGUUUCCCAGGAUACAAGCUGGAUGGGGCGGAACUGUUGGAGUGCAUGUACUACCUCAUCUGGUCUGAUAUCCCACCCCGAUGUAUUGAUGUGGAAGUGUGUCCGCUGCCUCCGAUGGUGGAGCAUGGAGACUACGUGUGCCACCCCCAGAAUUGUGACAGGUACAUCCAUGGCACGGUGGUGGAGUUCUACUGCAACUUCGGCUACUUCCUGGCCAGUGACUACAAGUACCUAAUCUGCCAGCAUGGUCGCUGGUCCCCUGACACCCACGUGUACUGCAACAAGUCAGAGGCUUCCUGGCCAGAACCCCCAAAUUCCAGCCUGACAACAUGGAAGAUGGUAGUGCUCACAGCCACCAGUGUGUUGCUGGGGCUACUGUUGGUCAUGGUGGCCAGGACGUUCCAGGUCGGCUGCAAGAUGCAGUGCAACCCCAGCUUACCCAGGGAUCACUUGCAGAAUCAUGACGACCCCAACGUCAUGGUGGUGAAUGGCGUUCCUGUGCUGCUGCCGACAUAUGAUGAAGCCGUAACCGGUGGCAGCUUCCCUUUUAACAGCGAUCCGCCCCCUGCUGGUCUGGGGGAGUACACGGCACACUCCGAGGAGCCGGGGCCCCCUGCAUACCCUGGCCACGAGGGCGCCCAGCCGAAUGGGUCCAGUGAAAUAUGCCCCUCAGAGAGCCCCCCAGGGCAAGACCCCAGUGGGAUGUCACAAGACUUCAGCGAAAUAGUCCCAUACAGGAGCCCUUCCAGCCGCUCUGAGCAUCUUCACAGGACUCUGCCAUCAUACCCCGGAGGGCAACAGUCCAUGUCAGAGGGUAACGGAGCUAGAGGCUCCAGCAUGGACACAGCCUCCACCAGCCCCAGCGUGGAUAUAGCCGAUGAAAUUCCACUGGUGGAAGAAGUGGAGAACUCUUAAUUCGUCUAGACUCCAUGGAAAUGGAAUUUUUUUUGACAUUUUAUUUUACAUGGAAUAUAUCUGAAGAAGAGCAAGUGUAAAAGUCUUUCACCUCAAUUACACUGAACCUGUUAUUUUUUGCCAAUCAUUUUUCCAAUAAAUUUCUACACUCUAAUUAAAGUCUCUAAUGAAUCAAGAGGAGCAACACCCCAGGUCCAACAGAAGAAAGAAGCAAUACAAACACCUGCAGCUUUAGGGUCUUAAAAGAAACUAUGCACAUCGUCCAGACUUGGUUCCUGCUUUUCAUCGAUUGCUGUGCUUUAAAAAAAAGAUGCACCAAAGAUUACAAAAAGUACUGUUUUCCAGAAUCUUCCGACAUCGUCCUUUGACAACUGUCAGCAAGUUCUUUGAUCCAUUUGUCAUGGCAUGUCAUCAUGGAACACUGAGCUAAACAGGCCAGGACUCCAAAGACAGGUGCAGCCCAGAGCCAUUUUACCUCGUGUCACCAAAUGUCAAAACAUUCUAAAGCAAUUAAGCUACAUGGAUAAGAUUAACUGCUUGCAGUGCUGGUUUGGACAAUUUUCUUGUGUAAACUGUGACAGGCAGCUCGCUUUCAGCUGAUACCGUUUCAGAUUAACCUGUUAUGCCUUACUCUUACUAAUGCACAAGCUACAAUACAGAGGCACAUCAUUACUUGCA
Molecule: messenger RNA, 2423 nt
Organism: Conger conger (European conger)
Lineage: Eukaryota; Metazoa; Chordata; Actinopteri; Anguilliformes; Congridae
Gene: susd4
Product: sushi domain containing 4
Exons: 9
Coding region: 231-1745 (504 amino acids)
Biological process (GO): negative regulation of complement activation, classical pathway; negative regulation of complement activation, alternative pathway
Source: RefSeq, a predicted model, not a curated record